CUACAGCAGGGGGCUGUGUGUCAUUAUAUUUACGCUAUAUUUUUUGUAACGUCGUCGUCGUGAAACCGCGCGCGCGGAAGAGAGCGUUCGUGAGCGAAUCGCGCGAGCUCUCGCUGAGAACGUUGGCCCGCGCGAGCGGGUGCACGAAAGGUCACCGGAGAACGGUUGAGCGAGCAGAGCACGCCUGCCUGCCAGGCCUGGACUGGAACGAGUGUGUGAGUGAGCGAGUGAGGGGGAGAUCGUGCUCUUUUUCGCAAACGACGAUUUUUUCUGGCCUCGUUUUCUGUGACGACGACGACGGCCGCCGAUUGCUGGCUGGCUGGCAACGCGCAAAAGAAGGGAAAUUUUUAUGAUUCGAAAGAAGAGUGUAAUAAUACACGAGAGUCGUGUCGCGUAUAGCCGCGUUUGGUGUGGUGCUCGCUAGUUAGUUUGGCCACCAGUGUGCCAGUGGAAGAAAAUAAGACGGAGAUAUCGACUUUUUUUUUGCUCGACACUGCUCUUGUCGAUUACCGUGUGGAGCCGUUCGUUAUUCGCAUUAUAAAUAUAAUUUGUGUGCCAUAUAUACAUAUGAAUGUGGAAUACGGGAAAAAAAUACACGAAGAUGUGCACCUAUUUACGUAUUUAACUUGAUAUUUAUAUUUUUGGGUGUUUUUCUCGAUUCUCGGUGUCCUGAAGGGAAAGGAAUUAAUAAUUAUACACACAUACGAUUGUUUGUGUAGUUGUUUUGAUUGGGUCGAGUGGAGCCUUUCUGGCGUAAAGUGAAGUGAAGGAAAACGAAGAAGAAGAGUGCGUGCUUCCAGCCGUGAAGAGAGGAAUAAAGUGGAAUUAAAUCAACGCCCGCGGAAGUGGGGUAAGCUGGAGGAGAGUAGUGUACGAUCCAACCAGUCGCGCAAAAAAGAAUAGAAGAAUCAAAAGGAAGAGCGCGCAAAAGUGCAAAACCGGCGAAGGCGAAGAAUAAGAGUCGCCCAAAGGAGAAGAAGAAUCCAACAGCGACAGCGACAGGAGUGGGUCCGGACAAAGUUUACGCAACCGCAUCAUGUCGGAGCACCAUCGCGGUGCUUGGGGAACCCGGGAGGACGCCGUAUGGUGGCCCGCGGGUAUCUCGUCGUCGGACCAGCAAACGAUCCAACACCAUCAGCAUCUACUUAAUCAGCACCAUCAGCAGCAGCUGGCCCAACAGCAGGCCCAGCUCCAGCACCAGGUCGUUCAGCAACAGCAACAACAACAGCAGCAACAGCAGGCCCACAGUAACGACAAUGCCCGAAGCAAUAGUACAACGUCGACGUCCGCCACACAGCAACUAUUUUCCUACAAAAUGGCCAACAGCUUUCAGAACCCGGUUACGACCAUUUCGGGCGUAACGGUGUCCACCUCCAAUUCCCCGUACGACUACCGUCUCGGAAUGGGCACCACCAGUGUCGUGUCACGACCGGGUGAUCCACCGACCAUGGCCAGUACGGCGCCGACCACCCAGUGGUGGUACCCCGGUGGACAGAACGCCCUCGACAACUCCCUGCAGCAACAGCAACAACAGCAGCAGCAACAACAACAGCAACAGCAGCAGCAACAGCAACAACAGCAGCAGCAACAUCAGGUACAACAACAACAGCAGAAUCAGCAGCAGCAACAUCAACAACAAGCCCGCAAUCAACAAACCUCCCAAACGAAUCAAACACACGUGCAGGUGCAGAACAAUGCAGUCCAGAGCAAAAUAAACAACAGGCCCGUCAAGGACAAUAAACCGAGGGGGCGCAUGACAGCGUAUGCCUUUUUCGUACAAACCUGCCGGGAAGAGCACAAGAAGAAACACCCGGAGGAGCAGGUCAUAUUCGCCGAGUUCUCGCGGAAGUGCGCAGAACGGUGGAAGACGAUGUUGGACAAGGAGAAACAGCGCUUCCAUGAGAUGGCCGAGAAGGACAAGCAGCGGUACGAGCUGGAGAUGCAGAACUACGUCCCCCCGAAGGGCACCGUGGUCGGCCGCGGCAAGAAGCGAAAGGCAUUCAAGGACCCCAACGCACCGAAGCGAUCACUGUCGGCGUUCUUCUGGUUCUGCCACGACGAACGGAACAAGGUUAAGGCGCUGAAUCCGGAGUACGGCGUGGGGGACAUCGCCAAGGAGCUUGGCCGAAAGUGGUCCGACAUGGAGCCGGAGGUUAAGUCCAAGUACGAGCAGAUGGCCGAGAAGGACAAGGCGCGGUACGAGCAGGAAAUGACCGAGUACAAGCUGAAGUGCAAAAACGAGCAGGCCGGUGGCACCCCGCUUAACCUCGGUGGCCUGCAGCAAACCAGCCUCCAGAACCUGCCCCAGCACGUACAGCAAGCGGCAGCGGCCCAACUGCAGGCGCAAGUCCAACAGCAGCUGGCGGCCCAGGCCGCGGUGGCAGCGGCAGCCCAAGCGGCGGCACACCACGCCGACGAUGACGAUGAUGACGUCGACGAAGAUGAUAACGAGUAAAAUCAAGCUUUCGAUUUGUAUUAUAAAUAUUUUCUUACGAUGAUAUUAAGCAACCGACAACAACAACAACAACAACAACAACAGCAACAGCAGCAGACGCAACAACAGCAACAACAACAGCAGCCACAAGGUGGGCACUCUUCUCUGCUCACCAGUUUGAUCAAUCAUCGGCGACAGCAGCUGCAGCACCACAAGAAACCACCACCAGCAGCAAAUGAUGUAGCAGAACGGAACCAUAACAGCAAUGGUGUCGAUCGGGAAGAGGAAGACGAUUCCGGCUCGGAACGAACGUCGCCGUCGCGUUCGUCUAACUGAAACGUCGCGCCGGGCAAAUGGCCGGAUCCACUCUCGUUCGGUCAUUUGCCGGUUUGUGUCAGAUAGGAGGAGGUUAGGGGGAACGGACGGGUGCGAGCAUUCCUGAGUUUCAGGAAGAAGAUUCAUUUAAGCAUUUGGUAGCGUGAAUACCAAAAAGAAAACAUAACAAUUGUCGAGGUUGCAGACUUUUCACACAACAUACACAAAGCAAGCAAACAAAAAUAGCAGUUAGGAAAUCACACACUUUAACGCAGAUAACGUUUUUUUCGAAACGAAUCGGACAGAUCUUAACAGUAAAUUUCACACUCACCCAUCCGACACCUUCACAGAGUGGCGUUCACACACACGCAUAGCAGCAAGCGCAGAGCAGUUAUGGUGGUGUGUGAGUUGCCACGACAACGACGACGACAAAAGAAGUGUGAAGGUGAUCGAAGAACGGUAAGUAAGAGACAAAGAUCCGUCGAAGGGACAAUUUUCGAGAAAACGGCGCAUAAAUCUUCUUAAGACCUUAAGACAACAGGACCAGAAUUCGAACACAUUUAAAGAGAAAAAGAAAAACAAUAAAGGUUCAAAGGAAACCCGACAAAACAGCAGCAAACACACAUUACCAAUAGAAGGAAACAGCAGAAAGAAAGAAAAAAACCCAAAACGGACAAGAAGCAGCGAAGGAAAUAUUUCUCAAUACAAAGUGGGGAAAGAUUGAAAUUAACAAAACAAAAAAAUUAAAACAAACAACACAUCCAUCUCCGGUGAAGGAGAGAGAGAGUCUUCGGUACUGAUGAUGGUGAUGAAAGAGAGAACUGUUUGAACGAUGGGGAGAAGGAAAUGAGAGAGAGAUUUUCAUCAUUUUUUACAGAUUUGGUUUUGAUUUGUUCGUGCUGUUUUUGGGUAAGUUUAAGAUUGUUUUCUUUGGUUUCCGAGUUUUUGAGUCGAAAAAUCUUUCUUUUAUGUGAUGUGAUUGUGGUCUUAACGACCUGAGGUUUGGCAACACUGUUUCAAUGUCAUUUUCUUCGAUUUCUAUUGUUUUCAUAGAUUUUCGAUGCAUUUCUGAUACUAAAUAAGACGAUCAGUGCACGGUCGCAACAUGGCGACCGUUGAGAAGAUUUUGUGGAAUGCUUUUUGGCAACACGGUGCCAAUGACUUUAAACACAAUUGUGAAAUGCCAUUUUUAGACGGUAUUCAUGAGUUCCCAGUGUGUCAUAAACUCCUGAACUGAGUUUUUUUUGGUCGUUUUCAUCGGUAGAAAUGAGUCUUUACAUGGCGACCGUAAACCCCAAAUUUCAGAAAUUUUCUGUCACUUAGAAUGCUGUCAUAUUGUCAUGGCCUACUGUUGCGUCCUGACGACAAUGUUCUUCUCCGAAAAAGGCACCACGCCUACUUCGAUCGACUUCUUUUUUAACGCUUUGAGAUUCUCAGUUCCACACUGAGAAAAAUUCUCACGUGUAAAUCCCAUUGACAGCGUGACAAUUUCCGGCCACAAUGCUGCGUCGUCGUUCUUUAUCUUUGUGGUGGUGUAGGUUGCUGCGACGACAGACAGACCCACACACACACACACAUGUUAAUCAAAAAGGAAACCCCGUGCAUGAUCUUCUUAAUUAUCAUCUUAUGCUAUACGUUUUACUGUCGCAAAAACAUACGUUUUUUUCCAUGCAUAUUUGCAUCUUACAAACACCCACUCACACACACACACGCACGCAUACGUUGAUGUAGUUUUUAGGUAAUCCAACAAACACACAAAACCGCAGUCGCGCAUCUUUUUUUUUCUUUGUUAUCUAGAGCAAGCAACAGCGUUUUGUUUCUCGUUUCAUUUGCAAGAAGGUGUUUGUGAGAGCGGUUUUUUUCGAAUGAGUGUUAGCGCGAUGAGAGCGAAUGAGAAUGAGAUCUAUUUGAGGUAAAAAUCAGACAAAGUGGUGUACUAGAUUAGCGCCCAGAGAUUAGUUCAUUAGCUGAUAGAGAAGAAAGAAGGAAGGGAAGGAGAUAACAAAAAAAAAGAAACAAAACAACCGGUUAGUAGAUUAUCGAGAGAGAUAGAGGAGGCAGGAGAAAAUGAUGAAGCUGAAAGGCGAGAGAAGUUAUUUCGUAGUGAAAACAAUAAUUAAGUAAACAAGGGGAAUCGUCGGAAUCGCGAUUGAAAGUGGUUUUCGAGUUUCCUUUUUUUUCAUAUUAAACAAAUGAUUAACUAUGAUUAGUUAUUAUUUUCCUGAGACGAGAAAUCUCUUAAAAAUAUAUUUUCUGACGAUUUAUUUUUGCUGAUAGAAUUUUCUUUAUUUUUUAUUACUGAAUAACUAAUGAUUAAUUUAAUGUUAAGUUAGUAGAGUCUCUACUUAGCUGAGAGUGGUGUGUAUGUGUGAAUGCGGGCAGCGGUUUUUGACGGAGCGAAAUCCGCUGCAUGGCGAGCGAGGCGAAAACAAGAGAAAUUAAUACACAAAAAGUAAGGAAAUUAUUUAGUAGUGUAAGAGUGCAAGCGAGCGACUUUCGGGUAGAACAGAAAGAGGACUAGGAAAAAACUUGAACUUCUGAUGGAACACGACCGAAAGGUUGAAUUACAACUGAAACAAAAGAGAAAAAAAAACAGUAAAAGAGAAUAAGUGAAUUAAAAAACGCAUUGAAUAAGAUACAAGUUUGAUCGUAAGUUUAGCUAACACGGACACACUUAUCUCUCAAUGUAAAUAUUAAACGGAUGAAGAAUACCCUAGACAACAACAUCUACAAACAGCAGAAACUCACAAAUACACAGAAACACAUAAAAGCAGUGGUAACCAAUUCGGUUCCGGUCCGUAUACAUAUAUUCGAAUACAGCUAAAGCCCGAUAAGCGUUUCUCAGCCAGAGCCCGAGUUCCCCAACGGGGGACUCCAUCCGACCUACUUUUACUUUUCUUUCUUUGAGAGUUUGACAGAUCGAACGCUGGAAACAGAAAAUGAACAAAAAAUAUACCUAUAAAUAAAGGAAAACACGCAUUAUAAACAAAUUAUUACAAACAAAAAAGGAAAAAGUAAAUAAUUAACAAGUAAGUUUUAGUGAAAAUAAAAAUCCAGAUAAAUUAAAACAAAAGUAAAAACAUAGCGGGAUGCGAUCAAAACAAAGGAAUCAGUAAAAAAACGAGAGACGAGCAGAACUCUCUCGGAUUCUUACACUCGAGCAAAACAAGUAAUGCCACACCAACAACUACCAGCAUGUUGAUGGAUCCCCCCAAUAAGUAUUUAAAAGUACACACUCAGACACACACAAUACAGAAAAAAAACAACAUCCAUACGAACAAAACAAAAAUCGGUUCAGAAAAAAGACACAUUUGAGAAGUAAAGCAGAAACUAUUUAGCGACCGGUAGAGAACUUGAGCAAAACAUUAAAAUAACAAACUAAAGCAUAAAUUCAACAACAUCAACUCCGAUAAAAUACAGACGCGCUGACAAGGGAAAACGAAAUUGAAGUUGAGAGGAACACACUCGAACAAUACUACAUAAGAAAACAAAAAAAAACACGAGAAAGACAAACGUAAACAUAAAGAAACUCAAAACAAAAACACAACACACACACACUCACACAUACAAACACUAAAAAGAAGAAGGAGAAGAAGUAACCCGGUACGAGAGGAGAGACGACGGGAAACACACAGUACACACACGGAUACAUACAUACAUAGGAACAAGCAAACAACAAACACAACAAAACAAAAA
Messenger RNA from Aedes albopictus (Asian tiger mosquito), 6445 nucleotides. RefSeq names its product high mobility group protein DSP1 (gene Dsp1). Gene Ontology annotation, cellular component: nucleus. Bases 1037 to 2455 code for a protein of 472 amino acids. NCBI's taxonomy places the organism in Eukaryota, Metazoa, Arthropoda, Insecta, Diptera, Culicidae. Gene Ontology annotation, biological process: regulation of transcription by RNA polymerase II. The record is from RefSeq and is a predicted model, not a curated record. The transcript has 5 exons. Gene Ontology annotation, molecular function: DNA binding, bending.